Messenger RNA from Echinops telfairi (small Madagascar hedgehog), 1559 nucleotides. It is a transcript of the gene ELL3, whose product is annotated as elongation factor for RNA polymerase II 3. Gene Ontology annotation, cellular component: transcription elongation factor complex. Bases 1 to 1098 code for a protein of 365 amino acids. The record is from RefSeq and is a predicted model, not a curated record. Gene Ontology annotation, biological process: positive regulation of transcription elongation by RNA polymerase II; snRNA transcription by RNA polymerase II; transcription elongation by RNA polymerase II. Lineage: Eukaryota; Metazoa; Chordata; Mammalia; Afrosoricida; Tenrecidae. The transcript has 11 exons. Gene Ontology annotation, molecular function: cis-regulatory region sequence-specific DNA binding.
AUGUGGCGCUCCCGCGGGCCCGAGCACGUGCGGCCGCUGAUCGCCUUCCAGGGCAGCCGCGGGUACCUAAGGCUCCCAGGUCCUGGCUGGUCUUGCGUCUUCUCCUUCAUAGUGUCCCAGUGCGGCCAGGAGAGUCUUGGUGGUGGCCUGGAUCUUGUGUCCCAAAGGUUGGGCAGAUCGGGGCCUGACCGCCUCCACUGCCUGGGCCCACUCAGGGAACGCCUCACCAUUUGGGCAGCCAUGGAUUCUAUCCCAGCCCCAUCCCUAGUUCAGAGGCACAUCCUGACUGAAGCAGCCAGAGAUCCAGGCACUUGGCAGAACACUGGAGAUGAUUCUGAAGAAGACCCCGUGUCACAGCCACAGGUGGCACUAGAAGAGGUGCCAGAUCACCUGGCAAGCAACCAAGGACAGUCACUCCCAGGAUCCUCCAGGGAACACAUGGCACAGUGGGAAGUGAGGAACCAGACUCAUCUUCCAAACAGAGAUCCUGAUCAGAGACUGCCUUCCUCUGCCAGCCAGAAACAUCUGGACAAGAAACGCCCAUCAUCUACAGCCACUACAGAACCAGAAGAAAAGAGGCUCAGAGCUCUGCCUCUAGCUCAAAGUCCACUCCAAGGGCUCCCAGGUCAGGACCUACAAGAGGAAGAAUGGGAACAAGAAAAUGAAGACCUGGGCCCCAGGCUGGAGGACAGUCCCACAGCUCAAGCAGACUCUGAAUCACCAAGCCCAGAAGAGGUACCGGAUUACCUCCUGCAAUAUAGGACCAUCCACAGUGCAGAACAGCAACAUGCUUAUGAACAGGACUUUGAGGCAGAUUAUGCUGAAUAUCGCGUCCUACACGCUCAAGUUGGAGCUGCAAGCCAAAGGUUCAUAGAGUUGGGAGCUGAAAUCAAGAGGGUUCAGCGAGGUACUCCAGAACACAAGAUGUUGGAAGUCAAGAUAGUCAAGGAAUAUAAGAAGUUCAGGAAGCGGUACCCAGGUUACAGAGAAGACAAACAUCGCUGUGAAUACCUGCACCAGAAAUUAUCCCAUAUCAAAGGUCUCAUCCUCGAGUUUGAAGAAAAGAACGGGCAGCUAAAGCCGUCCAUGGGCUCCUGAUCCUCUGCCCAAGGAGAUAUGAAGGAACAAAGCAGCCAUGAACUUAGUAGAGUGCAACUGCCUGCUUUUCUUGUUGUUGACCGCCGGAGUUGGCACGUAGCAGAGCUGCUCUAGGUGCUUGAGGGUUGAUUUUUUAUUGUCGCCACAUUUUAAUUUUUAGGGUUAGGCAAAGUGCCAAGACUCACAGCUGUGCCCAGAAGUGUCAGAUAAUUGGCUUCUUCAUGUUUAGUUUGAGUCCAAUCAAACUCACAUCCUGAGAAAUGACACCAUCACCAGGACAAGGUACCUUCGGGAUUUCAGACAAAGUGAAUUUGGCCUGGUGGUCUUCCUAAGGAAACGUCGAUGGCAGCUACUAGUAACAAGCUAAAGGACCUUGUACCACAGCUGAAUGUAAUGGGCACUAUCUCAUUGAAGGGAAAGGGCUUGGUUAUUAGCAUGUACCCAAAGUAAAAUUUUUUUUA